AUGUCGGACGACGAGGAAGACGUGAUCGUAUUGCAGGUUUGCGCCAACAAGCAGUGUUUGGGCAUCGAGGACCUGGAGUUCGAUGAGGAGAGCGGCGAGCUGUACUGUGCGAGCUGUCGUAAAUUAUACGCACGCGCGGAGAAAGAGGGUUUCCGGCUUCUCCUGAACGCUGAAGAUAAGCCGUUGGUGGAGAUGGUCUUCAAAUGCUUCGACGGGGGCAAGGGCUACUGGAACUAUAAGGACUUUGUGCGCUUCUAUGAACACACCGGGCAUUCUAGCGAAACCGACAUCGACAGUCAUGAGAGACUUCAAGAUUUUUUUAAAGAGGAGUACGACAUCGAAAUCACCCUUGGUGCGACAGGAGAGUACGUUGUUCAGCAGGAAAACCUUGCGGACAUGUAUGGCGGUUAUCUGUAUAAUAAUAUUAAUGCACUUCAUGCUGACUGUGAUACGUUGGAAGAUGCUGGAAUGAUCAACACGGCAGUUCUGGAGUAA
Trypanosoma grayi is the source of this 495-nucleotide messenger RNA. RefSeq lists its product as hypothetical. Bases 1 to 495 code for a protein of 164 amino acids. The record is from RefSeq and is a predicted model, not a curated record. The transcript has a single exon. NCBI's taxonomy places the organism in Eukaryota, Euglenozoa, Kinetoplastea, Trypanosomatida, Trypanosomatidae.